AUGGAAUUCGAUCAUCGACAAUUAUUAUCACUUUUAGAUGAGUUAAUGAAACCAAUAUCAACAGUAAAAAUUUCUAGUGAAGACGAAGAACAACAACAAAUCUUAACUAUCAAUCUGAUAUUUUCUAAUGCUAUUGAUCAUUUUCUUGAAAUAAGUAAAUCUAUGGAUUUAAUAAUUCCAUUAAAUCAAGAUGAACAAGUUUAUUAUCGUUAUUUACAAAUUCAUAUAAAUCUGAUUGAAAAAAUUCUUUCAUAUGAACAAAAAAAUUUUUCAUCACAUUUACCAUUAUUUAGUAUACAAGAUGAAACAAUUCUAAAUCGUUCAUUAUCAUUUAUUAUUCUUCUUGGUCUUGUACUUCAUUUUGAUGAUGGAAUAUUUAUUUCCAUAGAAAAUUAUUUAAAAUAUUCAAAUACAUCAAUACAUUUAUUAAAAUUAAAAACACUUUUAACUCAUCAUAAUCGAAUGUAUAAUCUUAAUCAAAUAUUAAAUUUUCUAAUGAAAUCAAUUAGAAAUUCAAAUAAAAAUUCAUUUUUUAUACAAUAUUUAUAUAAAAAUUAUUUAUUAGAAUUAAUUCUAAGUCAUUUACAAUUACUUUAUUCACCUAAUUUAAAAUAUUCAUCGGAAAUAUUUUUAUCAAUUUAUCUUCAAGAUAAUUUAAAUUAUUUAAAAGAAAAUUUUUCAAAUCAAUUUAUUCAACAAAUUUUAUUAUUAAAUCGUUUAUUAUCAACAACAAUCAAUAGUCCUCUAUGGCUUAAAAAUCAAUGUGGAAAUCUUUUAACAUCCAUAUUAAUUAAUUCAAAUAAUCAUGGUAUACAACAAAUACUUGAAACAAUAUUUGAAUCAACAUUACCUAAUGAUCAUUUAUAUAUAUCAAUAGCUAAAAUACUUUCAACAUGUCCAAAACAAUUAAAACCUGAUGAAUAUAUUCAAUGUAUUAAAUUUCAAUUUAUUCAACUUAUACAUAAUCAACGUUUUAUGCCUGUUAUAUGUAUAUCAAUAAAUGAUUUAUUUAAAAAAUAUUCUAAAUUAAUUGAAAAUGAAAUAUUUUUAAUAUUAUUUCAACCAUUAUUUAUAUGUCAUAAGAAUUUAUCAAAUGAAAUUUGUACAAAUGAACAAUUUGAAUUAUUUAUUAAUGAUUUAUAUAAUUUAAUAAGUAUUGUAUCAAAUGAACAAAUAAGAAUUUAUUUAUAUGAAAAUUAUCUUAAUGAAUUAAUUAAUAUUUAUAUUGCUUUAGAAAAAUCUUUAUCAUCAUUAAAAAUUCAAUUUUUAAAUAUAUUAAAAAUUUUAUUUUCAUCAAUGAAUAUUGAUAUAUGUAUUGAAUAUUUUAAAAAAAUUUUAUUUGAUUUUAAAUAUCUUUCAUUAAAAUAUCUUCCGGAUUUAUCAAUAAAAUAUAAUUUAAUUAUUGAUAAUGAUUAUGAAAAUAAUAUUGAAAUAUAUUGUCAAUCAAUAAUUAAAAUUUUAUUUUCUAUUGAUAAUAAUGAUUGUUUAAUUGUUAAAAUAUUUCUUGAUUUAUUACAAUUAUUAAUAACAAAUAAACAAUUAAAUCAAGCAUCUAUUUGGACUGAAAAUGAUAAACAAAUAAAUAUAAAACAAUGUAAAAUUAUGCUAAUUUUAAAAUAUAUUAUGGAAUAUUUAACAGAACAUAUUGAUAUAUUUAUUAAAAAUGUUGAUGAUACUAUUAAAGUUAUACAGAUUAUACUUGAAAAAAUAACGAUAACAUGCCAAGAAAAAACCAAAGAAAAUCUUCUUACAAAAAUAAAUGUUGACGAUGAUGAUGAUGAUUUAUCUUCGGAUAAUGAAGCAUUACAAAUUAUUUUUACAAUUGCAUCAUUAUUAAUAACUCAUUAUGAUCAAUUAUCAUUUGAAAAUAAACAAAUUCUUGCAUCAUUUUAUUCAUCAUUAAUAUGGAUUGAACAAAAUUAUCCGAAUAAUGAAUUAUGUCAAUUAGCACAUGAAUUAUCUAUUGCAUUUAUAACAUAUGGUGCUGUAAAAGAAGAAUCAACGAAAAAAAAAUCAACAUUAUUAAUUGAAGAACUUAAUGAUGAACGUGAUUUACGUGAAGAAACAUUUCAAAAUGCUUUAACUUGUCUAUAUGAUUCAAGUAUACCAAUACGUGCACAUGGUUUAAUUUUAUUUCGACGUUUAAUUGAACGAAAUGAUAAUGAAACAAUAAGUAAAAUUCAAGAUAAUAAUAUGAAAUUAUUUCAACAAUUUCAAGAACAUUUACAUGCUGAUGAUUCAUAUGAAUAUUUAGCAGCUAUUAAUGUGUUGAGUGCAUUAGCUAAUCAAUUUACAGAUAAAAUAUUACCAUUACUUUGUCAUGAAUAUAUAAGUAAAAAUAGAAAAUUAGAAAAUAAAUUAAAAGUUGGAGAAAUUUUAGUUAAAACAUGUCAUUCACUUGGUGAUAUGUCAACAAAAUAUUCUUCUUUAUUAAUAAAUACGUUUUUGAAUGCAUCAAAACAAACAGAUGAUGAUAUGUAUCGAACAAGUGCAUUAUCAAAUCUUGGACAAUUAUGUACUGUUCUAAAAUAUUCACUUUCAAAAGAUCUUUCUGAAAUUUUAAUUGCUUUGAAAAGUUAUUUAUCAAUAUCAGAAUCUUCUAAUGUUCGACGUGCAUCAAUUCUUGUCUGUGAACUUUUAUGUAAAUCACUUGAACAAUCAACAUGGUUAACUAUACUUGGAAAUGAAUUACCAUCAUUUUAUCAAUUAAUAAAUUAUCUUUAUAAAAAUGAUAAAGAUGAUAUUGUUUGUUUACAUGCACAAAUAGCACUUGAAGCAUUAAAUAAAAUAUGUCAGGAUUAUUUACAACCACCUGUUAUUUUAGAAAAAAAAAUUCGUAUCUUAUCAUAA
Messenger RNA from Rotaria sp. Silwood2, 2850 nucleotides. Lineage: Eukaryota; Metazoa; Rotifera; Eurotatoria; Philodinida; Philodinidae. The record is from the annotation of a GenBank genome assembly.